Tripterygium wilfordii is the source of this 2210-nucleotide messenger RNA. RefSeq lists its product as uncharacterized. The coding region runs from base 518 to 2047 and encodes 509 amino acids. The record is from RefSeq and is a predicted model, not a curated record. The transcript has a single exon. Lineage: Eukaryota; Viridiplantae; Streptophyta; Magnoliopsida; Celastrales; Celastraceae.
GAAAUGGGUCACCGGCCACAGGUCCUCCCCGGAUCCCUCUCUAACACCUCCAACGACCUUCAUUGAUUAUGCAUUGAUUGAAGGUAGCUAUAAACUAUUACAGCCUCAACUAGUUUAAUCAAAGCAAAUAUUAAUACAUACAGAACUAGUACAAAUGAUACAGCCUCGCCCUCUUCUACCUCUCUCACAGUGAAAAUAUCGCUCUCACAGUGAAAAUGAUACGAGCAGUCCGUAUCGACCAACAGCGGAAUUGAGUUUUUUUCUAAUAUAACAUUAAUGAAACAAAUAUAUAUUUGUAUAAAGCUUAACAAAAAGUUAUUACCCAUAUAAUACUUCACGCCAGUCAGUAUGGACUGACAACGGAAUUUGCCACAAAACAGACGGUUUGAGUGGACGUCGCUAGUCCUGUAUGCGCGUGAACAUUGACUUGCCUUCGUUUUGGUCUUCCUGCUCUCAGUCUCUGUCUCUCACUCCCUCUAAAUACUUUCAACUGUGAAGUGCUUCAGGGCACUCAACAAUGGAUACCAGAGCUCUCGUUGUUUCAUCUCUCUCUCUAUUCAUUCUCCUUUUUCAUUCUGGUCUCUGUCUGCAACAUAAGGUACAAGAACUCAGUGACGACUCUGUAGCUGCAGCAAAGAGAGAAGCAUUGGAAAUAAUCAUCGGUGGAGGUGGUUAUCCAGCUCCACCUUCAGAAACCCAAGAAUGUCCACCUCCACCGCCCCCUCCUGAACCCAUAUGCCCACCACCAUCGUCUCCUCCACCACCACCACCACCACCACCGUCUCCUCCUCCUCCUCCACCUCCACCUCCACCUCCACCUCCACCUCCACCUCCACCUCCAGCACCGAAACCAACACCAACACCAACACCAAAACCAAAUCCUCCAAAACCUUCACCAACCCCAUUUGGCCCGUUUGAGAGCAAAAGGAUCGCAAUCGUGUUCCCUGUGAUUCAGAAAUUCAAACUGAAAAUCAAAGACGACCCGAAUGGCUACAAAAAGACAUGGGUCGGCCCCGACAUUUGCAACAAAUACAAAGGCUUCACGUGCGAGUUUCUCCCUAAAACAAAGACCAAAGCAUUAGCCGGAGUAGACUUCAACGGCGCUAACUUCGGCGGCAAAGACCUUGCCCUCCCAGGCUUCCUUGACAAAUUGCCUGAUUUAGCAUUCUUUCACGCAAACUCCAACAAUUUCACGGGUCAAAUGCCGGAAAACAUCGUCAAAUUGCCAUACCUGUACGAGAUCGAUGUCAGCAACAACAAAUACGUCGGCAAAUUCCCCAAAUCAGUUCUUGAUGUCAAGUACUUGUCCUUCUUGGAUCUCAGAUUCAACCAAUUUAAUGGUUCGGUUCCGUCACAAGUAUUCAAUCUAAAUCUCGAGGCACUCUUCCUCAACAACAACCAAUUCGACCAAAAUCUCCCUUACAAUCUCGGAUCCACAACGGCUCUGUAUCUCACCCUCGCCAACAACAAGUUCACCGGUCCGAUCCCGAUCAGCAUUGGGCGAGCACCGAAGCUAAUCGAGGUCCUCUUCUUGAACAACAAACUCUCAGGUUGUUUGCCGUACGAGAUAGGCUUCUUGAGGAACUCCACAGUGUUUGAUGUGGGCAUGAACCAGUUGACAGGCCCAAUACCAUGCUCAUUUGGGUGCCUGUCCAAAAUGGCCCUGUUAAACCUGGCCCAAAACCAAUUCUAUGGGCCUGUGCCUGAGCUAGUGUGUAAUCUGGCCAACUUAGUGAACUUCUCACUGUCCUACAAUUAUUUCACUCAAGUUGGGCCACAAUGCAGGAAGUUGAUAAAGAAGAAGAUUCUAGAUGUUAGAAUGAACUGUAUUUUGGACCUUCCAAAUCAGAGGUCUAAAGAGGAUUGUGCUGCAUUCUUCUCCAAGCCCAGAAACUGCCCCAGGAAGAAGUCAUAUAAGUGGGUUCCUUGUAAGAAGGAUGGGUAUCUGAACUCAUCAGCAACCAUUGAAGCACCUCAACUACCACAAGCACAGCCAGUGGCUUCACCUCCUUUGUCUUAUAGUGCACUUAGCCCACAUAGGUUGUGAUUCUUGUUCUCUAUGGAUCAUAGGCCCAUCAAAAAUAGUGAUGGUGGUGCUGCUGGUAAUUCCCUCUGUUUUAGUGUGUUUAUUUUCCCAUUAAUGUUUGUGUUUGUGAUUAUAAGCAAGAGUCCUUUAUUUAGUUGUUAAUUUAUAUUCAGUUAUUUGAUCA